Molecule: messenger RNA, 2493 nt
Organism: Symbiodinium sp. CCMP2592
Lineage: Eukaryota; Dinophyceae; Suessiales; Symbiodiniaceae
Source: the annotation of a GenBank genome assembly
AUGCUCUAUGCAGUAAGGCAAGGGGCUCCUGUUCUACUUGUGCAUGCGCACAGCAAUGGCUGUGACAUUGGUGAUAUGCGGCAGACGCUGCACAGUAUUUCGGAAUCACUCAAGGUGCACGUCAUGUCUUUUGAGUUUCCAGGGUACGGCCUCCACCUGGGCAAUGCCAGCAUGAGGUCUAUAGAUGAGGCAGCCUCUGCCGUAUUGAAUUACAUCGCUAACGACCUCAGGAUCAAUCUCUCGCAGGUGGUCUGGUAUGGUCGUUCAAUCGGUUCUGGACCAGCCCUCCGUGCUGUACAUCGUAUCUCGAAGGAGUUGAAGCAGCAGCCGGGCGGUGUAGUCCUUCAGUGUGGCUUCGCCAACUUCCCCGAGGUGGCAGGCCAUCUUUUCGGCCGAGUGGCCAAGCGCCUAGUGAACCGUUUGUGGCCCAACGAGGCGAUGAUGAAGGAGAUCAGAUGCCCAGUGUUGCUGAUACACGGGCGCAAUGACACGAUGAUUCCCAUUUCGCAGAGCGAGAAGCUUUGGGAAGCUGUCAGCAUGAAGGAGCUCAGCAACUUUCACAGUUGCGACUGCGGGCACAAUGAUUUCAACUUCCGGCGCUGCACGCUGCGCCCCAUCUACGAUUUCCUUCUGGGAGUCAUCAGUUCUCCGAGUUUCCCUUCCACAAACUUCCAGAUCGAUGUGGAUUCCAGCUGCCGAGCGUCCAUCCGUCACAUUGGGCCUCUGCGCUCGCGAAUCCCUGUUUACAGUUUCAAGCGUCCAGACUUGGAGGACUGGCUGGUGAGAAUUAGCGACCAAAAGUCUGAUGCGACGAAGGCGAUCGACCAUACCUCGCCGCAGGCAGCAGAGUCGGCAAAGUCCAUGGCGCUGAAUGAGGAGCAGGUCAAGAGAGAGGACACGAACACCACUCAGAAGACCAACGCGACGGCCAAGAUGGAGGGCAGGGAGUUGAAGAGUCCACCGUCCGGGCUCACACAGCGGUCACCGCCUCCUUCCAAGCGCAUGAAGGGGAAGAAGGGAAAGGCCCAGUAUUUGGAGCCGACCAUCGUUCCCGACUUCAGCAUCAUGCCGCCCAUCCAGGACGCAGAGCAAGCACUUUGCGAUCCGCAAGGCCUAGUUCGCACGUGUGCUUCCCGAAUCUCCUUGUUCCUGCAGCGGGUGCAGAGGCAACUAGACCGCAUAGAAGGCCUGGAGCACAAGACCGUCGAGGAGAUCGCCGACUUCGUGGAAGCCGAGUUUUGGGCAUGCGAUCCGCUUCCCUGCCUCUGGGAGGAGGUGAGCCUGCCGUAUGGAGAGAGUGUGCGAUAUCGCAUUGGACCCUUUUCUCUGGAUUCCCAGGGCAGGCGGUCCUACGAGCAGGACAAUGGCACCGGUAGGUCGACCUAUGGAGCCGGACCCCAGCUGCUUCGAGUCCCGCUUUGGCUUUUCACGCCCAGCGCCGGCCAUUUCCGCUGCCUCACAGAGUGGAGCCUGCUUCAUUCGGAGCGGCUGCGGCGGAUACUUCCGGCUGCUGGAGAUGGCGGCAACGGCUGCUGCGGAGGUUGUUGCGCUGCCGGCUUCCGCAAGAAAUCGGCCAAGUCUUCCAAGAUCGCUUCUCAGCCAUCCAUGGGUGCAUUGAGCACCAUGCUGGCUGGGCAUUACGUGCAAUGGGUCCACAAAAACGAAGAGAUCCGUGGCAUGGUCCAGAGGUUCGUGCGACUCUACAACAAUCCGGAAGAGAUUGCGGAGGCGCCUGCAGACGCGACGGCCGUGCGGUCUUUGAAGACGCCAGAGGGCGACACGACACCGCUGCCCGAGAAGGAAGGAAUCUUCCCGCCAAACAUUCUGUCCGGCAGCGUGGUCCCGACGGAGGAGCCCAUGGCGAAGAUCGGUCCAGCACCAGGCAAAUUCAGUGCGGCGUGCCGCAAGUACCUUCUGGAGGGCAUGGGUGUCAAGACUCAGACGCUGAUAGAGCUGGCCAUGCGGUUGCGCUUCCCUGCUGCCCCAUUCGCCCAGGAAGCUGAGCGACAGGAGGGUGCCCAGCUGUCCAACCCUGCGGACUUCCGGGCCACGGCUGAAAUCGUCGCAAAUCCGACGCUGCAAGUCCUCCUCGGUGAUAGGUAUGCAGAUUGGGCCAGCGCUGGCUACAUGCUUCACUACGAGCGGCUGCUAGCGGGGGCAAGUGCUGAUGGCACAUUGGCGGCCGUGGGCAGCCAGGAGGUGGGGGACCCGAUGCGCCAUGAGGUCCAAAGGGCGGGAGCGGCAAUGGUUAAAGCCAUCAAGGCGUUUGCCAAGGCCGAUCUCAAUGCUCGAUGUGAGCCAUGCGCUCAGGGUGAAGAGGUUGCUUCCAUCUUGCAAGUUGAGAGCUUGGGACCGAUGUUUCGAGAAAUCGGACUUCAAGUCAUCGAAGAGACAGACUAUGACAGGCAUGUUGCUGCUCCAGGCAUUUCCUCGCCUCAUCGGGUGAUCCAAAUCCUAGUGUUCGACCGUCGGACGGGGUCGUUCUUCAACUGA